CGCUGUUCGACUGACAUCGCUGACAUCUUUCUUUGUGCAACUUCUUAAAGUCGCUCUUGCUUGUGUAAAAUCCCGUUAAUUUGCUUUCGUAAUUUGUUUUAACAAAGGCUUUAACAAUUCGUGACGGUGAAGUGAUUUAUGAGCUACGUGACACAGGACGCUGGCCUCUGUGUAUGCUCAUAACUCCGUGCUAUAAUAAAAUAUUGUUAUAGUAAUUUAUCGAUUAACCUUCUUCAACAUAUUGUUUUCAAUGCUGUUUAUUUAUUAGUGCUGUGUGGUGACUUAGGAACUAGCAGCAGGAUUUUUGUGAGGAAGUGCAUCUCAAGACUGAGCCGUGUCUUGGGGAAAAAUCAACCCGGGCACUACGGUGGCCCCAGAAACACCCCCUCCGGCUCCCCAACCGCCAGAUGCUGUUGCAGGGGCGUUGGAGAUGACGGGCACAGACAAUAUCCGCUUUAGCGGGCACACCAUAGACAAGGCCACUAAAGCCAAAGUCACCCUUGAGAACUUCUAUACGAAUCUCAUUACACAGCACUAUGAGAGAAAGCAAAGAUUGGAGAAACUGGAGGAAUCGCUCAAAGAUGAAAGUCUCACAGAGAGUCAGAAACAGGAGAAGCGUCAGCAACAUGCUCAAAAGGAAACCGAGUUUCUUAGGCUCAAACGAUCGCGGCUUGGUGUAGAAGAUUUUGAGCCAUUGAAGGUGAUCGGCAGAGGGGCGUUUGGUGAAGUGCGUUUAGUUCAGAAGAAAGAUACGGGUCACGUUUAUGCUAUGAAAAUACUCAGAAAGGCAGACAUGCUUGAGAAAGAACAAGUUGCCCACGUGCGAGCAGAAAGGGAUAUUCUAGUGGAAGCAGACCACCAAUGGGUGGUAAAGAUGUACUACAGCUUCCAAGAUCCCAUGAACCUAUAUCUCAUCAUGGAGUUCCUGCCAGGUGGCGAUAUGAUGACGCUUCUAAUGAAGAAAGACACCCUCAGUGAAGAAUGCGCCCAAUUUUAUGUCGCGGAGACAGCGCUCGCUAUCGAUAGUAUACAUAAACUUGGAUUUAUCCAUAGAGAUAUUAAACCCGACAAUCUGCUACUGGAUGCGCGUGGGCACAUCAAGCUCAGUGACUUUGGCCUCUGUACCGGCCUCAAGAAGAGCCACCGUACCGAUUUCUACCGGGAUCUUAGCAGAGCGACUCCGUCUGAUUUCAUCUAUUUUCCAGUAACGACAUCAUCCUCGGCGAUGGAUUCGAAGCGACGAGCCGAGUCUUGGAAGAGAAAUCGGCGCGCCCUCGCCUACUCUACCGUGGGGACACCCGAUUACAUCGCUCCAGAGGUCUUUUUGCAAACGGGAUAUGGUCCACAGGCUGAUUGGUGGAGCUUGGGAGUCAUUAUGUAUGAGAUGUUGAUCGGAUAUCCGCCAUUUUGUUCGGAGUCGCCGCAAGAAACGUAUCGUAAAGUGAUGUCUUGGCGCGAAUCUCUCACGUUUCCACCAGAGAUCCCUAUCAGUGAGGAAGCCAGAGAGACCAUUCUUCGCUUCUGUUCUGAGCCUGAUCGCAGACUGGGUUCCCAACGUGGCAUUGAAGACGUGAAAUCCGUGUCUUUCUUCCGAGGCGUGGACUGGAACCAUGUACGCGAGCGCCCUGCCGCUAUCACCGUGGACGUCCGCUCCAUCGAUGACACCUCGAACUUUGACGACUUCCCAGAUGUGAAGCUCGAAAUUCCCUCAGCACCGAUCACUCAGGACGGCGAAGUAGCGUAUAAAGAUUGGGUGUUCAUUAACUACACGUUUAAGAGGUUCGAAGGACUCACUCAAAGGGGUACUCCCACAAAGAAGUGAACCCACUGCAUUAACGACACUUGAGCUUAAAAACUUCACCGCGCCAGAUAACUAAAAAUCACAGUGAGUAAACUAUUGAAAACCCACUACUGUACCAUAAACUUACCUUGUCCUCUCACGGCUACGGAUGAGUUUGUGAUAUUUUAUUAUUAUAUGUAAUACUUGUACAUAGCUGUAAGCUUACUGUUCCGUUCUGAGUAGUUUGAGUCACAUUUUCAUGGAGAACUUUUUUCAUAUAUAAUUUUAUUUUUCACGAUUAUCCUAUCGCUGUGUUCCUAAUAUUUUCUCGAGAACGGCUGGGCCGUGUCGAGUUAUAUGAUUUUUAUUUCUCUGGCGAGGUAUAAAUGUACUAACACUGUCUAUAUUAGAUUUCUUUUAAGUAUUUUAAUUUCGAUUGCGCCCGAAAUUUUUUUUUUUGUUAUUUAUCCGAUAAUUUAUAGUUACGUAACUAUAAUACGAAUUAA
Molecule: messenger RNA, 2286 nt
Organism: Pieris rapae (cabbage white)
Lineage: Eukaryota; Metazoa; Arthropoda; Insecta; Lepidoptera; Pieridae
Gene: trc
Product: serine/threonine-protein kinase tricornered
Exons: 11
Coding region: 431-1822 (463 amino acids)
Biological process (GO): peptidyl-serine phosphorylation; intracellular signal transduction
Molecular function (GO): ATP binding; protein serine/threonine kinase activity
Source: RefSeq, a predicted model, not a curated record